GCAAAGCGGAGAGUUUGAUCAACACGGGUGAGGACUCAAUGAAGCACCGCGUGCAAACGGGCUCGACCGCAGACCCGGGGUCGUUGCUCUCUCGGCCGAGCACGGGGUGCACCCCAGAGAACAUGGCGAGUAUCCCAUGUGAAAAUAGAGCGUGCUGCCCAUCUUCCCAGACUUGCUGUCAUGCUGACCUUGCAUGAUAUUCAGAAGGUCUCUGCUUUCAUCCUCGGGGCAAGGAUCAUUCUGCCAUCAGAGCCAUAUACUCAAAUCAGGAAGUUGAGAGAGAUCCUGGAUUCGCAUUAAUGCGGCUGCGCGAGCUAUCAAACAUAAACAUAAACAGGCACGAGUUGACGCACGCUGCGGAUUUAGAAAGAGCGUCAUGCUCAUCAUGCGCAACAGCCAUAGCCAAAAUAAGCCCUCGACUUUCUAUAUGGAGCAGCGCAGCCCAAAAAUGGGUCCUCGCUGGGUAAGUACAAUUUUUUCCAACAGCAUACCGAGCCCGAGAUCCUCCUCUAAAGUGUCCCCGACAGAGAGCGCCGGGACAGAAAACGGAAACGCAGAACAGCACAACCUGCAGACUCUGGCCGAGACAAGCGAGAAAGACUCUGCAAGUGAGCGGCAUUGGGUGUCCACCUCUUCAGCAAACGAGGACGGAGCAGCAAUGUCUGGGAACAAAGGAGAGGC
Molecule: messenger RNA, 681 nt
Organism: Amoebophrya sp. A120
Lineage: Eukaryota; Dinophyceae; Syndiniales; Amoebophryaceae
Source: the annotation of a GenBank genome assembly